Molecule: messenger RNA, 1805 nt
Organism: Myotis brandtii (Brandt's bat)
Lineage: Eukaryota; Metazoa; Chordata; Mammalia; Chiroptera; Vespertilionidae
Gene: PPP1R18
Product: protein phosphatase 1, regulatory subunit 18
Exons: 5
Coding region: 480-1805 (441 amino acids)
Molecular function (GO): phosphatase binding
Source: RefSeq, a predicted model, not a curated record
CCUCUCUGGGGCGGAGGGAGGCGGGCGGAGCACAGCUGGAAAGGGAGCCUGGACCUCGGGGCCGCCCUUGCCCCUGGACCUCUCCACCCUCCGCCCCUCACCUCCCUGACACCCGCUAGGGUCCCGCAGGCCCCUCUCCAGCGGGACUCGCUGACCUCCGUCCCCACUCCCACGCCCCCUGGCCCUCACCCGCAGCCUCACACCCACUUCUCUCUCCUCUCGGUCCCUCUCUGGCACCCGUGAACCCUGAGCUGCCAAAUCUGAAUCUCCCUCUUCCUCUGCCGCGUCCCUCCCCAUCUGCUCGGCCCAUAGGCGUUUCUUCACUUCUGGUUUCCCUCUCCCGCCGCACUGCCUGUCCUGCCCGCCCUCCGCGUCCCACCUCCCGCGCCGCUCUGCCGUCCAGGCUCAUCCCGGGGCCUCAGCAGCACCUCCUCCCUGCUCUCUGCCUCCAGUGCGCCUCACCUGCACCUCGAGGGACCAUGGCCACCAUCCCGGACUGGAAGCUACAGCUGCUGGCCCGGCGCCGGCAGGAGGAGGCAGCCGCGCGGGGCCGGGAGAAGGCGGAGCGGGAGCGCCUGUCCCAGAUGCCAGCUUGGAAGCGGGGGCUCCUGGAACGCCGCCGGGCCAAGCUUGGUCUGUGUCCUGGGGAGCCCAGCCCUGCGUCUGGGCCUCCAGAAGCUGGGCCUCCAGACCCAGACAAGUCUGCGGUCCUGCUGGAGGCCAUCGGCCCAGUGCACCAGAACCGAUUCAUCCGGCAGGAGCGCCAGCAGCAGCAGCAGCAGCGGCGGCGGAGUGACGAGCUCCUUGCAGAAAGGAGGCCUGGGCCUGCGGAGGCCCGGGAAUGGAGACCCAGCCCUGGGGAGAUGCAGGAUCCAAGUCCCAAAGAAAGAGAGCCCAGGGAAGAGCGGCUCAGCCCCAGGGAAGCCGGAGACAGGAGGCCGGGGGUAGGGGGAGCCCGAGAGUCAAGCCCCAGGCCUUCGGAGGCCCGGGACUGGCCGCGCCUGGGAGAGGCUGGAGACAGGGCCUCGGGGCUGCCAGAGGCGCGGCGGUGGAGGCUGAGCCCCGGAGAAGCGGACGGAGGUGUGACCCCGGCAGAGCCUGGAGAACAAAGCCCCAGGAGGAAGGAGGCGGCCAGGGGGAGGCUGAGCCCAGUGGAGUCUGACGGCCAGCACUUGGGCCCGACGGAGGCCCCUAAAUGGAGGCCUGGCUGCACAGAGUCUCAGGAGCAGAGUUGGAAGCCACUGGAGGCAGCAGAAUGGAGUCUGAGCCCAGGAGACGGGAAAGGCAGCUCGGAGGAAUGUGGGAGCAGAGAAGACAGGCGGGCUCCAAGGGGCGGGCAGAGAGCAGAGCGGAGCCCCAGCCCCGCCGAGGGUGGGGAGGGGGACUCCAGGCUGCCCGAAGGGUGGAAAUGGACCCUGCACUCUGGGAAGGCUCGAGAAUGGACAGCCAGGGACACAGAGACGCAGACUCGGAAGCCAGCCCCUCCAGAGCCCGCCGGGAAGCACCUGGGGCCUCCUGGUGCGGAGGCUCACACCUUCACCGCCAACCCCAGUCGGUCUGCGCCCCACGCAGCCCCUGCUGCUCCUGCCCCCGCUGAUGCUGCGGCCCCCGGGGCUGGGAAGAAGUGGUACCCGACUGCGGAGGAGAUCUCGGUUCUGGGGGGCUACCUCCGCCUCAGCCGCAGCUGCCUUGUCAAGGGGUCCCCUGAAAGGCACCACAAACAGCUCAAGAUCUCCUUCAGCGAGACAGCCCUAGAGACUACGUACCAGUACCCCUCCGAGAGCUCGGUGCUGGAAAUAACCUGA